AUGACCUUUACCGGAUGUUGGACCUGCAAGAGGCGUAAAGUCAAGUGUGAUGAGAGGUCCUCUAGUUGUGGAAACUGCGAGAAGAUGAAGAUUCCUUGCGAAGGCUACGGCAUCAAACUUCAGUGGAUCAACGUCUCAAAUCCGUUUUUUGAGAAGGAGAAACAUGGCAGAAGCACACGAGAGGAUGGAUCUCCUAACCAGAUUGGAUAUGACGUGGAGCUCGUCAGAGUUCCCGAGGACGAUCUUGCCACGCCAGAUCUUCAAUUUCAAGAAGAGUUCGACUGUUCGCUGGGUGGAAUCGCAGGGCUGUUGGAAGAUCAUAUUGAAUUGUUACAAAUGCAGCCUCAGACCGACAUCCCAUACACGCGAUUGUCCCGACGGAUAUCAACGAGCAUUUCAGGGGACGCAGUCAUCGACAGACUCAUGCAUCAUUACGUGGAAAACAUCGCAAGUCUACUCCAGCCGAUUCCACAUCCCCAAAAUCCUUAUCGAAAAUUAUACGUCCCGGCAGCUCUCCAGGCAAUAUCGGAAUGGUUGCCGAAAGCGAAGAUGGCCACACCUACCGUUUCUUCAGUCAUUUUCCACUCUUUAAUAGCAUCAUCUGCCUUCCAUCUCGGCGCCUGUGGCCCCGAGCAGGCAGAAUACCUCACACUCGGGUCACAGCAUCGCCAACAAGCGCUGCACUGUUUACAAUCCGCCAUCAACCCUGCCAUGGCAACAGCGGAGUACAAACUUCUCAUGGUGGCCAUGCUGUCAAUGGUUACCAUUAGCAAUUUCACCACAGGGAGCGAUGCAGACUUUGUGAUACACUUGCAAGGUACAAAGCAGCUUCGGAAAACACGGCGCCGAUGGAAAGUCACUAGCAGGGCCACUCGGCAGCUGAAUGAGAUCAGUGACUUUCUAUACCUCCUCACUCGUACGGUCUCUUUCUCCUUCACACCCGGGCCAUGGCCAUCUGAGGGCGUGGAGGAUGUAGACGAACCAAUUGCGUCGCAGGCGGAACCUGACAGCUGCUUCGGAUACAUGUACGGGAUCACACCCGCUAUUGCUGUGGAUAUCGAGGAGACCUGUCGACUGGCAGAGUAUCUUCUAUGGUACGAAGGCACUGAAGAGCGCAUUCCGGAGGGACUCCUCGAAGCCUGCGAAACCCUCGGCGACCGGCUUUGCAACUGGUCUCUAGAUCUUGAAGACGUCCGCCAAGCGAUGAACCAGGAUGCCGAAACGCUAGAAAUCUUCCAGCAUCACGCGAACGCGUGGCAUCUAGCCGCGAUAGUCUACUACCACCGACGGAUCCAAAAGUGCUCCAGCGAAAACCAUCACCAGCUCAUUGCCGAAAUCGCCGAGCACAUGCAUGCUGUUGAGGACAUCAAGACGCGCUCCAAAUCCACCAAGACCAACUUCAUGGCUCCCAUAACGUGGCCCGCCUUUGUGGCCUCGUGUGACGCCCGUGAUCGCGAGCCUUGGGAGCUCUGGUGGGAGAGGAUCAAGUGUUACCGGGUUGCGAAUAGCCGGACGCAGUGGAGAGUGAUCCAGCGUUUGUGGGAAAGAAGGGAUGAACUAGAGCAAGCGGGAAUUGGGGCUUUUGAUUGGAUCGAGGCCUUUAAAGACUUUGGGAUUGCUUUGUUUCCAAUCUGA
This is a messenger RNA of Colletotrichum orchidophilum, 1635 nucleotides long. RefSeq lists its product as uncharacterized. Bases 1 to 1635 code for a protein of 544 amino acids. Gene Ontology annotation, molecular function: zinc ion binding; transcription cis-regulatory region binding; DNA-binding transcription factor activity, RNA polymerase II-specific. The transcript is spliced from 4 exons. Gene Ontology annotation, biological process: positive regulation of transcription by RNA polymerase II. Gene Ontology annotation, cellular component: nucleus. Lineage: Eukaryota; Fungi; Ascomycota; Sordariomycetes; Glomerellales; Glomerellaceae. The record is from RefSeq and is a predicted model, not a curated record.